This is a messenger RNA of Pseudonaja textilis, 1582 nucleotides long. The record is from RefSeq and is a predicted model, not a curated record. Lineage: Eukaryota; Metazoa; Chordata; Lepidosauria; Squamata; Elapidae.
GGAUUCGUGUCGCCCAUCAAGCGCCUGGUCUUCCCCAAAGCCUCCCGCAAGCCAGCGCCCAAGGGGAGCGUCUGCCGGAGGAGGCCCCUCCACUCGGUGCCGCUGUACCCGCCAGACUACCUCAUUGACCCGCAGAUUCUGCUGCAGGACUACGUGGAAAAGGAGGUGAAGUUUUUAGGACAUUUGACCUGGGUAAACACCUCCCUGAAUCCUUCCAGUCGGGACGAAUUGUUGCAGCUUUUGGAUACCGCCAGGCAACUGAAGGAGCUGCCGCUGCAGACCACACCUGAGCAGGACAGCAUCCUGAGCCUCUCGGCCCGCUGCCUCCUGCUCACCUGGAGGGACAACGAGGAGCUCAUCCUCCGGAUCCCCACCCACGAGAUUGCCGCUGCUUCCUACCUGAGGGACGAUGCGCUGCACCUGCUGGUGCUGAAGACAGGACAAGGUCCAGAUCCACGUCUGGAGUCUGGCCCAGGUCCUGAUCUAGAUCCUGAACCAGAUCUGGGCCUGGACCCGGACUUGAAUCUGGACCAGGACCUGGAUCUAGAUCUAGAUUCUGAACCAGAUCUGGGUCCAGAUCAAGAUAGAGAUCCAAAUCAAGGUUUAGGUCCAGGUCUAGAUCCGGGCAAAGAUCUAGAUCCCAGUCCAGGUCUGGAUACCGCCGAGGAGUCGUGUGCGCUGAUAUGCCAGGUUUUCCAGAUCAUUUACGGUGACCAAACCAUUGAGUGUGUGGAUCGGGCUGGCUACCAUUACACCUCCACCCCAAAACGUCCUUGGCUGUCCAGCCGGAGUGAGAGCUGUCGGACCGAUGGGACGUACGGUUAUGACGCUGACUUCAGCUGCUGCAGCUCUUUUGAUGGCUCCCACGAGACCUUCGAGGCCUACCACAGCGGCUCUUCCUCUCCUCUGCUGCACCAGUCGCAUCACAGCCUGGCCACCGCCUGCAGCGGGAGCGACCAGAGCAACACCAGCUUGGAGCAACUGCAGGACUACAUGAUGACGGAAAGUGGGUUACGAAACAAGUUGAGCCCCCAGGAGAUCCAAGGAUUCGCCCUUCUGCUCCGGGAAUACCGGACGGGCUUGGCGGUGGAAAGAUACUGCACCGGACUCCUCAGUCUCUAUGGGGAAAAGCGGAAAUUUCUCCUUUUGGGAAUGCGGCCCUUCAUCCCUGACCAGGACAUCGGCUACUUUGAGAGCUUCCUGGAGAGCAUCGGCAUCCGGGAAGGGGGCAUCCUGACCGACAGCUUUGGCCGCAUCAAGAAGAGCAUGAGCAGCACCUCGGCUUCGGCCGUGCGGAGCUACGACAGCUGGUCCUUGCACUCCGAGUCGGAGUCCUUCAAUCGCCGGAUCGCCAACAUCACGCAUGACAUCGAAGCCCUGGCAGGAGACGAGGAAGAGGAAGAGGAGGCGGAGCAUGGGAGCGAUGAAGACAAUUAUCUCUAAAGGGGGGGACCUCACUGGCCAGGAAGGAAGGAAGCCCCCUCGUCCCCCGGACCCUGUGAUUGGUCACAUCCAUCGGCCAACCAGGCUUUAAGACGGAUGGACUUCAACUCCCAGAAUUCCCCAGCCAGCGUGCUUUAAG